AUGGUUUUUGGCCAAACUGAUGGUAUUUUGGCUAUAAGAGAUAUGGAGAAGAAAAUAUUGUGGUCGUUGUCACCUUAUUGUUCUCAGCAUUUGUUAAAAGUCAAAGCUUAUCAGAAUUCCAGCCUUAGUCCACUAAGUGUGUUGAACGCAUUUUACCCUACAUUUGGGCAUGGCAUAUCUAAUGAAUUUAUUACAGACAGCAGAUUUCUAUUUCGAAUGCUGCUUUGCUUCAAAUUAGCUGGCGAAUCAACAUUUUCAGCUUCCCAGCAUCCAACAACAUUUUGUUAUCGUUAUGAUUCGAAACAAUAUAAAUCUAUUGCGCACACUAUAUGUUUCCCAAAGUUGUGUUUAAAAGAACAACAUAAGUUUUGGAAUAUCUACGAGAAAGCAUUGGGUAUUGAACUACCAGAAAACGGUAGUUCUGUUUCAAUAUGUGUUCAUUCUCGCCGUCCAGUGCAAUGGUACGACAAACCACUUCCCAUUAUUACGUUGUCCUGUAAUACACUCCUAUGGUUGAUUGUUUUAUUCUCAACUAUUUAUCAAAUUAUAAGCAAUCCUGGAACAAAAUCUAGAACAAUUAAAGAACAAAUUCUUCUUGCGUUUUCAAUCAACCAAAAUGUCGGCUUGAUAUUCAAAAUGCCGAAAAAUCGUUCAAAAGUUAUCACUUGCAUGUUUGGCAUACGAUUCUUAACGAUGAUUUGGAUUAUCAUUGGUCAUAUGUUUGCCUUUGUUGCUCCAUAUAUCGAUAAUGUUGACGAAUAUUAUCAUGAUAUCGCCAAUAAUUUUGGCAAUCAAUGGAUAGCAAACUUUCUUCUUUCUGUCGAUGUAUUUUUAGUACUUGGAGGAACAGUGAAUGCCUACGGGUUUUUUCAGAAAUACGAGAAAAUGGAGAUGAAGCCAACAUGGAAAUCUUUAAAGUUUUGGUUGAAUUUCUAUGUGCAUCGAAUUAUCCGUUUAUGGCCAGCCUACUUUUAUACUAUGAUAUUUAUAUAUUUUCUUACCAACAUAUUUUAUCAGGAAUUAUGGCCUGAAAUUGAUCACAAUGUACAGUGCUCCAAAUAUUGGUGGCAAAAUUUAUUACUCAUAGGCAGUUUAUUUGAACACCGUUGUAUGGGAUGGGCCUGGUAUGUAAGUACUGAAUUUACAUUUUAUCUCUUGUCCCCCAUAUUUCUGAUAACACUUGGUCGAAAUCAGAAUCGGGGCUAUCUAUUAUCCAUCCUCUGUAUAGCAUUAUCAGACGCAGCCCGAGUUUAUGCAAUGAUUGUUUACAAUAUGCCACCCACACAACUUGGCUGGAACAGACCUCCUAUCUAUAAUUCUAAUUUCAUGGAGCAUUUUAUGGUAAUGUACAUCAAACCUCAGUAUCGUGCAGCACCGUAUAUUAUUGGCUUGUUACUCGGUCAUCAUUUGGCUAAGAUUCAAACCAAAAACAUUUCUAAUAAACAGCAUUCGACUACUUUUCUUACCUGUGGCUGGAUAUUAUCAAUCUUUCUUGCCUUUAUCAGUAUGUACGGUCUUUAUCCGAUUUUAACAAAUUUGGAAUGGAAGCUUUAUUAUCUGAUUUAUGGAGCGCUUCAUCGAACAACAUUUGCCGUUGCUAUAGCUUGGCUAAUUUAUGCCUGUCACAACGGAUAUGCUAGCUUUAUUAAUACAUUUCUUAGUUUUAAAUUAUUUUUACCACUCUCCGUGUUGUGCUACUCGGUUUAUCUCAAUCAUUUACCUAUUAUAUUUGCGUCUUAUUUGCAUAUAACUUUUCCUUAUCAUUACGAAACUAAAUCUCAGUUUCUCAAUAUUGCGCUACUUAAUCUAUUUAUUGCAUAUUUGCUUGAAAAUCACAAACAAGAGACGAAAACUAAAACGGUUUGGAAAAAACGAUAA
Brugia pahangi is the source of this 1878-nucleotide messenger RNA. The record is from the annotation of a GenBank genome assembly. Lineage: Eukaryota; Metazoa; Nematoda; Chromadorea; Rhabditida; Onchocercidae.